CGCAUAGAAAACGGAGUGAGCCUCGGAGAGACAACCAGUCCCUCGACGAACUUCUCAGGAGAAAGACACGCUCCCAGGCCAGUCUUGUUCCCCAGUCUUCUCUCGCGUUUACAUGACCCCUCUCACCGCCCCGUGUCACUCUCACCUCUCACAAGGCAGCGAGCAGUACCUCUCACCGCACGAGGACUCUUGGGUAACGUGACGCAGAGGUAGCGCCCUGGAACCCUGAGAUUUAGAGGGCAAGUCAAGUUUUACCAAGUCAGCCAUCGAGUCGCGCUAACUUGAGCUCUGGUGGCGGUGUCCCCGAUGGAUGCAGUGUGCGAAAGGGUGCGUCGCGUGGCGGUGAUCAGUGAUGAUGACCAUAUUGUUCCCGACUGUGACGACCACAUGAGUGAACACCACCACCACCACCACCACUACCACCACCACCUCCACCACGACAACGCCCAGGCCCUCCCGCCGUGUCCCUCUGAUCCGGCCGAGCUGGACCGGUACCUCCCCAGCCUGCAGGAGGGGUCCGUGCAACCUCGCCGGGACUCCGCCUCGCAGAUCAACGACUUCUUCAAUGACGAGGGCGACGCGAGGGACCCCGCGGCGUGUGGGUGGGCGGGCGGCGGGCGGCGGGGCGGCAGCAGCACCUACGUGUCCCCCUUAAGCCAGCGUGACGUGUUUGACGAGGACGUGUUCAUCAAGCCGGAGCCCGUGACGCUCAACGUGUGGGAGGACGUGGGCCCGUCCCUGCGCCAGCUGGAGGCGGAGGCCCAGGAGGUGCUGCAGCCCCCUCUGGUACACUACCCCCCAUCACCCCCAAGCUGGAAGACGCCCCCUUCGCCCCGUGCCAGCUGUCAGUGGAGGGCCUGUCCACCCCCUCCCCGCCCCCGCCCCCACAACUCCUGCCGCAGAGACUCCCCCUGCCCUCCACCCCCACACUCAUCCCCACUUCCACCCACCCAGCCUUCAGAUUCCCCUCCACCAGCACAGUGGGGCCCUCUCCGCGCCUGUGCAUGCCCCCCACGCCCCCCGCCUCUGACCACGGCUCUCCUGCUGACCUCAACUUCCGCCGGACACCCCCGCCGCCCUACGUGGUGCCCCUCUCCCCCUCCCCCUCGGGGAUCAGCGGGGUGGGGGGCGCCUCCACGUGCACGGCGGGGCUGGGAGGGGGCGGACCCAGCCUGGCGUCGCCCCCCUGCCCGCCAACCUGCUGGGGGAACCUGGGGUGGUGAAAUACUCCAGAAGAAAUAACCCCGAGCUGGAGAAGAGACGCAUCCACCACUGUGACUUCAUGGGCUGCACCAAAGUCUACACCAAGUCGUCACACCUGAAGGCUCACCAGAGGAUACACACAGGUGAAAAGCCGUACAGGUGUCAAUGGCCGGAGUGCCAGUGGAGGUUUGCGCGGUCAGACGAGCUCACCAGGCACUACAGG
Molecule: messenger RNA, 1426 nt
Organism: Scylla paramamosain (green mud crab)
Lineage: Eukaryota; Metazoa; Arthropoda; Malacostraca; Decapoda; Portunidae
Product: splicing factor, proline- and glutamine-rich-like
Exons: 4
Coding region: 307-1242 (311 amino acids)
Source: RefSeq, a predicted model, not a curated record